Molecule: messenger RNA, 1602 nt
Organism: Carassius gibelio (silver crucian carp)
Lineage: Eukaryota; Metazoa; Chordata; Actinopteri; Cypriniformes; Cyprinidae
Exons: 4
Coding region: 271-1602 (443 amino acids)
Source: RefSeq, a predicted model, not a curated record
UUUAUUUAAAUUUUUUCCAAUGUAAAUUCAAAAAAGGUAGCCUACUAUACAUUUGAUGUAGGGCUAUUUGUUUAGCCAUCAAAGAUAUUAAGCAUUCUGAAGUUUGGGGUGGGCCUAUAUGUUUUAUUGGCAGCGAGGGCCGUUGUUGUCAUGGCACUGGGUUAAAAUAUUAUUUUUUUAUUAUUAUUUUUGCUGUUUUUUUAUUAUUAUUUUUGCAGUUUGCUGCUAACAGUGAAUAGCAAGGACCAGUAACGUUCCCAAGCUCCAGUCAUGAGCCCAACACACCAGAAUGGGCAGAAUACUGAGAAACUUGAUUUUGAGAUGCCUCGCACAAAGCAAGCCCGGCGCUCCCAGGCCGCAAAGAAGAGGAUGGCAGACCGGAUGGCUGCUGAUCCUGAAGAGGCUCUGCCACCUCUUAAAAAAUUGGCAGAAGUAACAGAACGUUGUGUACAUCACAACGGGGAUAUAAAACUGGGUCAUAACAGUGGUCAUAACCGUGGUCAUAACCUUGGGCUAACAAGUGGUCAAACAAGUGGUCAAACAAGUGGUCAAACAAGUGGUCUAACAAGUGGUCAAACAAGUGGUCAAACAAGUGGUCAAACAAGUGGUCAAACAAGUGGUCUAACAAGUGGUCAAACAAGUGGUCUAACAAGUGGUCAAACAAGUGGUCUAACAAGUGGUCAAACAAGUGGUCUAACAAGUGGUCAAACAAGUGGUCAAACAAGUGGUCAAACAAGUGGUCAAACAAGUGGUCUAACAAGUGGUCUAACAAGUGGUCUAGCAAGCGGUCUAACAAGUGGUCUAAACAAUGAUGCUAAAAACACGGAUCAUAAAAGUACUGUUAACAUGACCAUGAAAGCUGUUUCUGAUUUGUGUCCACAGAAAUCGUACAUCAGUGGCUCUUUCCAUCAAGGAGAUUACCGUUUUGGCCGGAAUAGGGGAAGUCAAUGUGGUGCAAACUGUUUAACUGCAAUUUUGAUGAGUAAGAUGAAAAGUGUGUUGCAGUGGACGAGAAGUGACCUGAAUGCUGUUCUGAUCCAUGGAGAUGACCUGUACAGUGCCAUGAGAGACGCAGGGAAAAUCAACGAUCCUGAAUCCGGCUUCAUAGCUAUUCAUGAGCUACCAGACACACACACACUUAAAGAUAGUCGGUUUUCAAUAAACUAUGGUGAAGCAUUGACUGGCUUGUUUGGUGUCAAUAAAUAUGAUGGAGAACUACAGGGGUAUGCGAUGUCUUUUGAUGAAGCAGUAAAUCGAGCAUUCCAGAGGUUUGAUACUGUUUUAGUGAAUAUUAAGCUAACCAUAUGUGCAGCUGUCAGAGAAGGUUCCUGGUAUGCAGUGAUUGAUCCACAUUCAAGACGAGGUGAUGGCAGAUGUGUAGCUGACGGUAAGAGUGUAGUGGUUUACCAUCGUGACUUGCACUCGCUGAUUGUUCAUUUCCGGAAACUUGCCGCAUCUAUAAAUGCACGUUACCAGGAGUUUGAGGUAACUGGGGUCAACGCGGUUAUGACUGGAUUAAAACAGCCAUUCUGGCAAGUGAUUGAGAACGCUGGUCCAGCAGAAAAUGAGAGUGAAGAGAAUGAAAACGACAUACCCAACUAA